AUGUUAGGAAGUUCCAAGGAGUACGGAAAAGACGUUGGGGUAGAUGGGCAGCGGAGAUUAUGGAUCCGGCUACACGCCAGCGGUUGUGGUUGGGGGACAUAUGAUACGCUGGAGGAGGCUGCAAGGGUAUAUGAUAAUGCUUCCAUUAAACUCUGUGGUGCUGGUGCUAUUACAAAUUUCGUUAUGCCAACGGUCUUGGAAAACCCACCGCCGACGAAUGUUACAUCAAUGUCCGACCAUCAUCCCAACCAAAAGUCGCUCAAGCUUCCACCUACAGAUGCACCACCUUUGGAUUACCAAUCAUUUGAUUCAAUACAACUUGUUGAUGAAGUUGCAUCUUUUAACAUGCAUCAUGAUUUCAGGUCUAUAAACCCAAAGCAAUUUGAUGAUUUUGGUAUAACCCCUAUAGCUCAUAACUUCAUUCUGAGACUGGAUGUGGAUCUCCCUCAACUUUAA
Molecule: messenger RNA, 456 nt
Organism: Cynara cardunculus var. scolymus (artichoke)
Lineage: Eukaryota; Viridiplantae; Streptophyta; Magnoliopsida; Asterales; Asteraceae
Product: pathogenesis-related genes transcriptional activator PTI6-like
Exons: 1
Coding region: 1-456 (151 amino acids)
Biological process (GO): regulation of DNA-templated transcription
Molecular function (GO): DNA-binding transcription factor activity; DNA binding
Source: RefSeq, a predicted model, not a curated record